AUGGUCACGGAUUGUGCCUCUCUCUUCUUGGAAGAGAGCCACAUUUUCGCUGAUUCUAUGUGUGGCUUCAGGCCCAAGAAAUCUCCACACGACAUACUCCUACAACUACACCACGAAGUACCUAAUUCUGUAGAACACUCUCACAAUGACAAGAUCAUUUUAGCGCUUGACCUUAAACGAGUGUAUGACCACGUCAAGCACGAAGUCAUUUUAGCUCACCUAAGUGCCACCAACUGCGGCGAGCGCACCUUCAACUACAUCCUAAACUUUCUUACUGACAGAGCGGCGUAUAUUCUCAUCCAAGAUCAGGAAUACGGCCCCUAUCCCCUGGGCAUGCGAGGUACACCACAGGUCGCUGUGUUGUUACCUCUGCUGUUCAACUUAGCUAAGGCAACUUAG
Messenger RNA from Rhipicephalus microplus (southern cattle tick), 399 nucleotides. RefSeq lists its product as uncharacterized. NCBI's taxonomy places the organism in Eukaryota, Metazoa, Arthropoda, Arachnida, Ixodida, Ixodidae. The record is from RefSeq and is a predicted model, not a curated record.